Molecule: messenger RNA, 798 nt
Organism: Paramecium sonneborni
Lineage: Eukaryota; Ciliophora; Oligohymenophorea; Peniculida; Parameciidae
Source: the annotation of a GenBank genome assembly
AUGGAUAUAUUAAUAGAUAAUGUAAUCAAAUAAAUAGAAGAAUUUAUAGAUGCAAAAUUACAUAAACUUGAAUAAAAAAUAUAUUAAAAAAUUGAAUUAUAAGAUGCAAUGAUAAAGUUAAUUCUUGAAAAUUUGAAUUCAUUAAAAAAAGAAACUUAACAAUCUAAUCAAAUUUUGGAAUCUAAACCAUAUAGAACUAAACAUUCAGUUAGUGUAUAUUUAAUUUUUAUUUAGUAAUCUGUUAAAAUUCUUAAAAUUCUUAAUACAUGUUGUGUUUGCAAUCUCAACAUAAUAUAAACAUCAGAAGAAAUAGAAACUAAUUGUCAUCAUUUUUAUCAUGAGAAAUGUCAAUAAAAGAAAGUCAAAUAAUAAAUAGAAAUGGGAUUUGUAACUGGAAAUUGUAUAGGAAGACUUUCUAAUACAAAUAGAUUAUGUUAUGGCAGAAUAAAAAUCUAAGAUUGCAAAUUUUCUGAUUAAAGUAAAUUAAUAAAAACUAAUCUAAAUCAUCAAGCAUUAAAAUUAAUGGGAUAAUUCACUACAUGUCCCAUGAAUGAUUGCAAUUAUUUUUUUUAUUUAGAUGAAAAUAUUGAGAACAGAAUCAAUUUUUGUAGUAAUUGUAAUAAAUUUUUCUGUUAUAAUUGCCUUGAAUUUUGUCAUUAAUAACACCAAUGCUAAAUUAAUCGAUAAUUUUCACAAAUUAUUUGUAAAUUCUGUAAUAAGUGCGGAAUAUUACAAAUAAUCUAAAAAUUAAAACCAUAAUUAGCUUGCACUUAAUGCUAAAACAUGAUAUUUUUAUGA